GAAGAUUCCCAGCAGAAAAAGAAUGAAUGCUUCAGUUUCAGUUCUUUUAUUUACAGUGAUUUCACAAAUUUUAUUGUAGAUUUUAAACACUGUUCCAGUGUUUAUUUUCAAGUAGAAAGCGGGAGAAUUGCGAGUUGUCUGUAAAUCAGCAAAACUCCAGGAAACAAGUGAAAUCUGUGUGACACUGUUGUAAAGAUGUUUAUUAAAGAGGAGAGUGAAGAUAUGGGUUAUCCAGAAGCAUGCAGAAUUAAAAGAGAACACACUGAGGAACAAACAGACUUGAUGGGAAUGAAAGAGAAAAAUCAAGAACCGAUAGAAGUGAAAGAGGAAAGUCAAGAACUGAAUGAAGUGGAGGAAGAACAUCAGUAUCAGAAUCCUCAUUUCAUAACCGGAGAAAAAUAUUUUGGUUGCUCACAGACUGUGAAGAAUUCCUCACAAAACAGAACUCAAUCCAACAAUUCCUUUACCUGCCCUCAGUGUGGAAAAUGUUUUGCAUGUAGAGGAGACCUUAAGGUUCACUUAAGCCAUCACAAUGGAGAGAGCCCUUUCACAUGCCCUCAGUGUGGAAAGAGUUUUAAACUGAAAAGAAGUCUUAACCAUCACAUGAACAUUCACACUGGAGAGAAACCUUUCACAUGCCAUCAGUGUGGAAAAAGUUACACAUACAAAUCUGGCCUUGAAAGACACACAGUAUUUCACACCGGAGAGAAGCCUUUUACAUGUCCUCAGUGUGGAAAGAAUUUCAGACAUAAACACAGUCUUCAGAAACACAUACGAACUCACACUGGAGAGACACCUUUCAAAUGCAAUCAGUGCGGAAAGAGUUUCAGACAGAAACACAGUCUUCAGAUACACAUAAGAACUCACACUGGAGAAAAACCUUUCACAUGCCAUCAGUGCGGAAAGAGUUUCAGACAGAAACACGCUCUUCAGAUACACAUAAGAAGUCACACUGGAGAGAAACCUUUUACAUGCCAUCAGUGUGGAAAAAGUUAUGCAGACAAGUUUUGCCUUAAAAGACACGAAAUAUUUCACACUGGAGAGAAGCCUUUCACAUGCCUUCAGUGUGGAAAGUGUUUCAGACGGAAAGAAGAUCUUAACAAACACAUGCAAAUUCAUACUGGAGAGAAACCUUUCACAUGCCUUCAGUGUGGAAAAAGUUACAUGGAAAAAAUAGGCCUUAAAAGACACAUGCUAUUUCACACUGGAGAGAAGCCUUUCACAUGUAUUCAGUGUGGGAAUAGUUUCACAUCUAAACAGUCUCUUGAUGUGCACAUGAGAGUUCACACUGGAGAGAAGCCUUUCACUUGCCAUCAGUGUGGAAAGAGUUUCGUAAAGAAAGGAUACCUUAAUGUGCACAUGAGAAUUCACACUGGAGAGAAGCCUUACAUAUGCUUUCAGUGUGGGAAGAGAUUUGUUCGUAUAGGAAACCUUAACAUGCACCUGAGAAUUCACACUGGAGAGAAGCCUUACACCUGCCUUCAGUGUGGUAAUAGUUUCACGUGUAAAGGAUCCCUUAAUGUGCACAUGAGAAUUCACACUGGAGAGAAGCCAUACACAUGCCAUCAAUGUAAAAAGAGUUUCAGUCGGUCACAAACCCUAAAAAAACACGGGAGAGUGCAUGCUGGGAAGAAGCCAUAACUGCUCUUCAUUUUGGAAAAGUCAUAGAAAAGGCCAUUGACCAGAGUUGUAGUAGUGAGCAAACUGAGAGUAAUGUUAUGUCAUUUAGAGAUUAAUGGACUUUGACUUGUACACAGACUUGGAUGAAUUUCUACUUGGACUGGACUGGAAGAUUUUCCGAGUCCAUGGCAUUUGUGACACAUCAAAAAGAAAGAAAAAUAGAACUGUCACAUUUUAGCUUUAAUUUGGGGGGAAACCAGAUGUUUUAGAUGGCUUUACUUCUCAGCCCCAGAAAAGCAGUUCGUUAUAUGGGCUAAUGUGCUUAUUAAACCGCAAAAGCUAUGAUUUACAUUUACUGCAUGAAAAGAGUCAAAUCUGGAAAAAUGUGGGAAUAGUAAACUCCCACUUCAUGUUUGUCAGGUGUAUUAGGGAAAACACGGAUCCAAGUACCAUGAAACCGUUAAGGCCAAAACAUACUUCACGUAAGUACGCAAACGCAGACGUGAGUACUUGGCCCAUGCAUGGCCAAUGCGUGGUCCCAUUGUACAUACAUUACGUGCGCUCUUGCGUUGCUCUGGUGGUUACAAACCUCAGACCUCAAGAGGACAAUAGAUUUUUUAGGCGUGACCACGAAACCGGUGCUGCGUCCGAAACCAGGAAUAUGCUGCAUUCGGAGGCUGUAUACGGAGGCAGGAUGAAAAUAAGGUGCUUUUCAAACUGUUCGGAGACCAGCUCCUUAAGAGUUCCAUUCAUUCAAAACAGAUGUCAGCUAAGCCAUUAACAGAUUAGGCAGCAAGUCAGCUGCUUACGUUUUCGGAUGCAGCCCGGAUGUGGUAGAUGAGUCGAUAGUUGAGGAGUGGGGUGAGACACGAGAAAAAACAAGUUUGUUUGAAUGAACUGGGGAGACAAAGUCAUACAUAUUUUUUCGAAAAGAUUCAACUCAAAUUGCUGCCAGAGUCCGCCAUGACAGUUAUUAGGUAAAAGAAGAAAAUCCACUCUAGCGCCCCUUGCGGCAAUGCUGAAAAUGCAGCACGUACUUGUGCUGUGUUAUAAAUUGAGCGUUGACACAUUUCACAACGUAACAUCGCGUGAAAUCGAGCUUGCUUAGCAAGGUACGUCUGCAUUCACGUACUUUCGUAGAGUAUGUUUGGGCCUCUAACAUCCACAAAAAUUCACAUACCUCAAUUCAGUGGACAACUAAAGGGAACCGUGAAGUUUGAUGGAAAUUUAUGGUUGAAAUUCUGCUGGUUGUGAUGACUGAAGGAAGUCCUGCUGUGAGGGCUUUUACAUGUUAAUUAGGGUGACCAGAUGUCCCCAUUUCCCAGGAACAGCCCCGGUUUUUUGGUGGUCUGUCCCCAACUGGAGCUGUCCCCAUAAAUGUCCCCGUUUUUCCCGAGCAUUCAAAACAGCCCGCAUAGUGAAUUAUAUUAAAUGGCAAGUAAGCCCGAACAGCAAAGACUACCAUGUGCUGUUUAUUUUUAUCAACAGAGGGGGCUGCUCGCUAUAGCAGUUCAAUUCAUUCAUCUUCACUGAUUAUUUGGUCAGGCCAGUUUUGCCAUCAAGAACUGGACCAGAAAAUUGAAGAGAAUUAUCAUAAUUGUUAUAAGCUUCAAGGUAAGGCACAUAUUAGCUAUUUAUGUUAUAAAGUUAUAUUGUUAUGCAUUUUAUUUCAGGUUCUGAAUUCAAUACAGGAUUGUAUUGAAAGUUUGGCCUUCAUAAUGCGGGAAUUCCUGCACAAACUAUAACAUGCUGGGGAAAAGUAGUCAAAUUAAUACCUGCAGAUGAACAAAUAAAAUCAUUAAUUUUAUUUUGAAUCAGUGUGUGUUGUGUAUAUCAACUCUGUAUCGGCCCACCAUCCCCAAUCCCUCCCUCCUGCGCUAGUAAUAUUCACACAUUUAAGAAAGUACCUUCUCACAUAUUUGCUCAUUUGUUGUUUUAACAUAUACCCAAAAUAAAUUUCAAAGAAGAAAAUGACAUUAAUAACAUGGAAAAUUUAAUAAAAAUGUAUAAUAAAAUAUCUGCAAAGAAAUGUACAGUUAGUCAGUACUUCACAGCAUAGAUUACAUCACGUCUUGCAGGGAAACACUUGACUGAAAAGGAGCACCAUAAUGCAUAACACUUGAUCUAAAUAUAAGGUGGUAAUUAAGAAAAACAGGUCCAUAUGAGAUACGCAAACAGUUAGGUAAAAUAGUGUUAUAAUUAUUAUUAUUAUUAGACCACUAAAAAUGAUCAACUUUACCUCCAUGUUUGAAUUUCAUUGAGACAUACGGUAUUCAAUACAGCAUGAUACACCACACCAUAAAACAAUUAUUUCCAUGAUUUGUUAACUAUAUUUUUUGCCAAAUCAGCUUAGAUUCACUAAUGUAAUCAGAUAACACAAGAAUUUAUGUUAUUGAGUAAACUAAUGGCACAAUGGCAAUGCACUGAUGUAAUGUAUAAAAUAAUAAUAAUAAUAAUUCCACUAAUUGUUAUUUACUAUACCUUUUUAUUCAAAUUAUUAUUUAUUUUAUUAACAAAUGUUAUUUUAAAUGAACUCAAAAUUGU
This is a messenger RNA of Myxocyprinus asiaticus (Chinese sucker), 4164 nucleotides long. RefSeq names its product gastrula zinc finger protein XlCGF57.1-like. NCBI's taxonomy places the organism in Eukaryota, Metazoa, Chordata, Actinopteri, Cypriniformes, Catostomidae. Gene Ontology annotation, molecular function: RNA polymerase II transcription regulatory region sequence-specific DNA binding; DNA-binding transcription factor activity, RNA polymerase II-specific. Gene Ontology annotation, biological process: regulation of transcription by RNA polymerase II. The record is from RefSeq and is a predicted model, not a curated record. The coding region runs from base 196 to 1641 and encodes 481 amino acids. Gene Ontology annotation, cellular component: nucleus. The transcript is spliced from 2 exons.